AUGGCUCCCUGUUCCAACAGUGCCAUUGCAUCUCUCUGGGAACAUGACAAGACUAUGGAAGAGGGCACCGAGCAGCACAUUCAAGUUGCUGAGGUGAUCCGCCACAGUCCAUACCGCUCACCCUUGCAGAGUCUUACAAUGGUCCGCCUGGCAAAACCAGCCUGCUUUAACCACUAUGUGCAGCCCAUCCCUUUGUCCAGUAGAUGCCCAAAGCCUGGGGACACCUGUUAUGUCAGCGGCUGGGGCUCCACCAUGAGAUAUCAAUUCGAGCAUCAAAUCAAUGCCUCGUGUCUCAGUGUGCCUAUUGUGGAUGACCAGACAUGCAUGAAUACAUUGCCUGAUUACACUUACUGAUUCAUGCUCUGCGCUGGUCAAGCACACACAGAUAACUGUUUGACUGAUGGAAGCAGUGUCAUGGCGUGUGAUGGAACGCUACAAGGUCUGAAGUGGAUGGGUUUUGGUUGCAACAACCCAGCUAAUCCGACCAUCUACACCAAGCUGUGCAAAUACAUUAACUGGAUCAACAAUGUGAUGGACAAAUACAAACCCAUAUUCACCACAACAGUUGCCUUCAAAACAUGAAUGUGACAGUGUGUUGCAUUGUUUAUGGUGGCUCUGUGAUAUUUGAUCUUGUUUGUGAGUCCUCAACCAUGAUUGCUCUGUGUAAGUAGGGCU
Messenger RNA from Thalassophryne amazonica, 675 nucleotides. Its product is annotated as trypsinogen-like protein 3. The record is from RefSeq and is a predicted model, not a curated record. Gene Ontology annotation, molecular function: serine-type endopeptidase activity. Lineage: Eukaryota; Metazoa; Chordata; Actinopteri; Batrachoidiformes; Batrachoididae. Gene Ontology annotation, cellular component: acrosomal vesicle. Gene Ontology annotation, biological process: proteolysis; positive regulation of acrosome reaction.